This is a messenger RNA of Manihot esculenta (cassava), 918 nucleotides long. RefSeq names its product cyclin-dependent kinases regulatory subunit 1. Bases 222 to 467 code for a protein of 81 amino acids. Gene Ontology annotation, biological process: regulation of mitotic cell cycle. Gene Ontology annotation, cellular component: SCF ubiquitin ligase complex; cyclin-dependent protein kinase holoenzyme complex. Gene Ontology annotation, molecular function: protein kinase binding; ubiquitin binding; cyclin-dependent protein serine/threonine kinase activator activity. The transcript has 4 exons. The record is from RefSeq and is a predicted model, not a curated record. NCBI's taxonomy places the organism in Eukaryota, Viridiplantae, Streptophyta, Magnoliopsida, Malpighiales, Euphorbiaceae.
CUUAGAAACUACAAUUAUAAUUUGCCCCCAACAAAUAUCCUCUAUUUACGCUUUUGUCCCCCCAAAUCAAGGCCGCAUAUUCUCUCCUUUUUCUUCAGUCUCUGUGCCUCCGUCUUUCCUUCUCUUUCUGAGAUCAGUUUCAACUCUUGAAGAAGCUUAAACAACUGACUUCAAAGUGGAAUUUGAUUUAGACGAAAAGCAAAGCUAUUGUAGAGUAGAAGAUGGGUCAGAUCCAGUACUCUGAGAAAUAUUUCGAUGAUACUUAUGAGUACAGGCAUGUUGUGCUCCCUCCUGAAGUGGCAAAGCUUCUUCCAAAGAAUCGGCUUCUCACUGAAAAUGAAUGGCGUGCUAUCGGUGUUCAGCAGAGCCGUGGUUGGGUUCACUAUGCAAUUCACCGCCCUGAGCCACAUAUCAUGCUCUUCAGAAGGCCCUUGAACUAUCAGCAGCAGCAGGAGAAUCAAGCUUAGCAAAAUAUGCUCGCUAAGUGAUCAGUUUUACCUCCUGAUAUGUGGAAAAUGUCAAAUGCAAAAUGCUUUGUUUAUGCUCUGCGUAAACACUAUACAAUAUGGGUGAUUUGGAAUUUUCUAGUGUUCUGUUGUAAUUCUCUCCUGUGGAGAAUUUCAUUUUGGGUUCUUGUUUCUUCCUUUAUUAAACCUGACCUUGAAGUCUUGCUGUUGUUGGCAUCAGUUGAUUAGACAUAUGAUACUUUGUGGUCUGUUGGUUGGAUGUUGUUGAUCCAAAACUGAUGGUGGAUUUUGAUAGAUUCUCUUUGUUAUUGUCCUAAGGUAUGUGUGGUUCUGGUUAGUCACUGGAAGCACAGGAUUUAGAUAAUUGUGUGGGUGGUGUGGUUUAGUUAUGUUAUCAGAACCUUUGUUGUUAUAUUUUUCAAAUCUAAUAUAGGAUUAAAUUAUUUUCCAA